CUCUCUGAAGAUGGACAAUUGGAGGGAAAUACUCGGGAAUAUGUUGAAAAACCUCCGUGCAAAAUCGUGUGGGGUUUAGACAUGGAGUGGACAUAUGUGGUGCUAGAUUUUUGUUGGGAUUCUGGUUGUCGUGGUUUUGACAAAUUUACCCUCCUCUUUAACUGCUAGGCUAAUUGCUGUCAAGAUUGCUCAUUGUUUGCUUGUUGAUUCAAGGACGGAUGCAUUAUUUUUCACGCUAUUAUUCAGGACUUAACGCAUGGAGAAGCCGGAGCACGACGUGAGUACACCGUUUCAUAGGCAAAUAUGGACAAUUUAUCAAAGACAUCGAAAACAAAAUUGGCGCGAACACUGAACCUUGCGGUAGACCCAUUUAAAGGAUCUGGAAUAGAUUUAUGGCCACCUGUAAAGAGGAAUCUUCGGCCAGAGUAGAACGAAGGUUUUCAAAUGCUUAUGUGCUCCAACCAAAUGUAACAUCUCAAAUUGUCCCCUCUGCUCCAACGUAUGAAACAACAAAACUCAAUAAAAGCUAUGGGACAAAUGAAAAUGUUUAUCAAAAUCGUAUAUGGACAACUGAGAAUCCCACUCCGCAAGACACAGUAACUACGACGACUCAAGAUACAUUGACAAGAGAGCAAAUUCCUCCUCCUCUGCCUCCGAGGCAACCGCAAAUACAACAAGAAACAAAUGAUGACAUAACCAACGAAAUGAACGAUUCACGAAGACGAUGCGUCGCCAUCAUUGUAAUGCUCGUGACAAUCUGUUCGAUUGGAAUUGCAGGAUUGGCACUUUGCCUGUACUUGAGAUAUUACAUAGUUUUAUGGUUUCUGGUUCCUAUAAUUAUUAUUGCAAUUAUUUCUAUUGUUGGAAUUGCAAUUAGUGUUUUCAGGUGUCACUGUGACAUUACUAUAAAUAGAAAUGCAUGAAUACUGUACCUAAAUAUUUUGAAAGUAUGUUGAUUUCUUACGUCAUGUCCUUACACUGCCAGUUUGCUAUGGUCUGAGAUUUCCGAAUUUAACUUUAACAAAUAUGAAUUUUACGUACUGUUUCAGAGGUUCAUCUAUUUUAAACAGAAUAUUUAAAUAGAAGUCAAUUUGUUAUUAUCAAGUGUGAACCAAAAACUAAAUGCCAAUAUGCUAACGACUGUCUAAUAUAACAGGCCACGCAUAUUUGUAAUAUAAUAUAAAGAUUAAAUAGAUAAAAUAAAAAAAAUUCUUCAAAUUGAAAAAUUAUUUAUUUUUUCUUGUGAGGUUUUUAGUCUCACUCAUUUUACUAGAAAUAGUUCUCUUAAAUUGUUGUUCUCUUAAAUUGUUGAAAUAUAUAUGUGUUUUAAUGCAAAAGUUAUUUGCGUCUAUUGCCAGAGUUAAUUGUUUCUUUAAAAGUAGCCAAAUACGAGGUGUUGUUGUCAGGAGACGCACAAUUGUGGUCCGCCUA
This is a messenger RNA of Styela clava, 1431 nucleotides long. RefSeq lists its product as uncharacterized. The record is from RefSeq and is a predicted model, not a curated record. NCBI's taxonomy places the organism in Eukaryota, Metazoa, Chordata, Ascidiacea, Stolidobranchia, Styelidae.